Messenger RNA from Microtus oregoni (creeping vole), 2213 nucleotides. It is a transcript of the gene Rnf41, whose product is annotated as ring finger protein 41. Gene Ontology annotation, cellular component: plasma membrane signaling receptor complex. Gene Ontology annotation, molecular function: zinc ion binding; ubiquitin protein ligase activity. Bases 391 to 1344 code for a protein of 317 amino acids. Gene Ontology annotation, biological process: positive regulation of JNK cascade; regulation of canonical NF-kappaB signal transduction; protein K63-linked ubiquitination. The transcript is spliced from 7 exons. Lineage: Eukaryota; Metazoa; Chordata; Mammalia; Rodentia; Cricetidae. The record is from RefSeq and is a predicted model, not a curated record.
AGUGGGCGUGGCAAAGGGUUAGUCCAAGACAACCAGGAGUGGUCGGAACCCUUUUCCCCAUCCUUCCCUUCCCCUUCCCCUGCCGGGAAAGGCUGAGACCCGGCACCCAGGCUACCCCGCGGCCGCCGUGGCCUCAGCUCCAGUCUGGCCCCGCGUCCGGAGAACCCAGGCUGCGUCCAGAGCGAUUACUCCUGAUUGUGACAUCAUACCCACCCCUUGGCCAUGAAACUUGUCACUAGGAAGAAAGGCUCAGUUGGAGAAUAGCCAACAAGAUGGGAUCCUUGGAGCAUUUCCUGAGUGGCCCAGAGCGGAGGCAUCAGGGGGUUGGAACCUUGUGAACAGGGAGCCUACCCCCACCACCUGGAAGGACCUGGGUUUCAGUGAUGAGACAUGGGGUAUGACGUAACACGUUUCCAGGGGGACGUUGACGAGGACCUUAUCUGCCCUAUUUGCAGCGGAGUCUUGGAGGAGCCAGUACAGGCACCUCACUGUGAGCAUGCUUUCUGCAACGCCUGCAUCACCCAAUGGUUCUCUCAGCAGCAGACGUGCCCGGUAGACCGCAGCGUUGUCACGGUCGCCCACCUGCGCCCCGUACCCCGGAUCAUGCGGAACAUGCUGUCAAAGCUGCAGAUCGCCUGUGACAACGCUGUGUUUGGCUGCAGUGCUGUUGUCCGGCUUGACAACCUCAUGUCCCACCUCAGUGACUGUGAGCACAACCCGAAGCGGCCCGUGACCUGUGAACAGGGCUGUGGCCUGGAGAUGCCCAAAGAUGAGCUGCCAAAUCACAAUUGCAUUAAGCACCUGCGCUCCGUGGUGCAGCAGCAGCAGACGCGAAUCGCAGAACUGGAGAAGACAUCGGCUGAGCACAAGCACCAGCUGGCGGAACAGAAGCGAGACAUCCAGCUGCUGAAGGCUUACAUGCGUGCGAUCCGCAGCGUCAACCCCAACCUUCAGAACCUGGAGGAGACAAUCGAGUACAACGAGAUUCUCGAGUGGGUGAACUCCCUCCAGCCUGCUAGAGUGACCCGCUGGGGAGGGAUGAUCUCCACGCCUGAUGCCGUGCUCCAGGCUGUAAUCAAGCGCUCGCUGGUGGAAAGUGGCUGCCCGGCCUCUAUUGUCAACGAGCUGAUUGAAAAUGCCCAUGAACGGAGCUGGCCCCAGGGUUUGGCCACACUAGAGACGAGACAGAUGAACCGGCGCUACUAUGAGAACUACGUGGCCAAGCGUAUCCCUGGCAAGCAGGCCGUCGUGGUGAUGGCCUGCGAGAACCAGCACAUGGGCGACGACAUGGUGCAGGAGCCGGGGCUCGUCAUGAUAUUUGCGCACGGUGUGGAGGAGAUCUGAGAGAGCGUGACUGGCUGCCAGGAGAGGUAGAAUUGGAGAGCCCACUGCUCCAGCCACUGAGCCCUGAGUUCUCCCUGUCCUUAUGUCAUGGCUUGUAAUUGAGCCACACACUCCCUGCUUUUCUGGCACGAAGGACCUUGGGGCACUUGGGUCGGCCUUUCAGUGGGUGAGCCCAAAUUCCUGCCUGUUGCCAUAUUCAUUCCCCCAAAUGUCUGUAAAGUUUCGGUCUGGGUGGAGAAAUCCCCAUUUCUGUAUUCUCCUGCCUAAGGUCCCCGGCUCCCAAACAUUUUCAGAAAGCACAAAGACAUUUGUUUUCCCUAGAGGAUCAGGGCAGAGUAAGGAAUCUCUAACUGUCCCUCUCCUCUGAAACCAGGGCAUCCGAGCAGGCGGGCUCAGCCUCUUAGUAAGCAACGAGGUCAGGACCUGCUCACCACGGACGGCUCUUGGGAAGACUGGAGGUCUGUGCCGAGUGCACCCCUGUGCAGCCCCCUGGCCAUGCAGGCUAGGACGCUGAGAUGCCCAUUGAACUCCUUUCCCACCCAUUUCCAUAAUUAGGGAAGGGCAGGGCUGGGGUGGAGGUUAGACGUUGGGGUUCAUACACUCAGCAGGAAAGCAGGAAGCUGCUGUCUGGCUCUGCUGACUAGGAUAGGCACUGCCUCUCAUGGCAUGUCCAUGGUACCUCCAUAGGCCCCUCCCCAGCCCUGUGAUUGUAGUGAGUUUGAUUUCCUUCAACACUGUUUAUAUUCGCAGUCACAAGUCCCUUCUGUUACCCACUUUUGUUUUCAUAGAAUAGCCUGAUUAUGGCUCUCCUGUUCUCCAGCCCAGCCACAUUGUUGGCAAUUUAAUUUAUUUACUUUUUUUUUUUUUAA